AUUCAGAUCAGAUUUCACUCAGACCAGCUGGGGAGAAAGAUAGAGAGAGGAAGAGAGAGAGAGAGAUAGGGGCUUGCGUCUUCUGCUUUUCUCCCAGAAAGAGAGAGAGUGAGAUUGAGAGAGAGAGAGAGAGAUCCGGAGGAAUUUGUAAAGGCUUCUCCUCCUGCCUUUCGGGAUAAGUGCGUGUUGCCUGGAGCCCAAACGCGGCGGAGAGGCGAGGACGGGCUGGAGAUGGACGAUCAGCCGCGGCUGAUGCACUCUCACGCCGGAGUAGGGAUGGCGGGGCACCCCGGCCUGUCCCAGCACAUGCAGGACGGAUCGGGAGGCGCGGACGGGGAGGGAGGAAGGAAACAGGACAUUGGUGACAUUUUACAGCAAAUCAUGACCAUCACAGACCAAAGUCUGGACGAGGCGCAGGCCAGGAAGCACGCGCUGAACUGCCACAGAAUGAAACCUGCACUUUUCAACGUCUUGUGUGAAAUCAAGGAGAAAACAGGGUCUGAAGCUGCAAGCGGGGCAGGGAGGAGGCUGCCUUACCCCCCGAGGAGCCACGGUGGCUUCGAAAGAGCAGCCCAAGUUGUUGGCCUAACCGGUUUACUCCUCACUUCCUUUGCUCCAUUGUGGGAGCAGGCCGUGGCGGUCUUGCUCGGCUGCUAUCAGUCCUCCGGCGCGUUCCGUACUACCUUCAUGCUAUAUUGUUUUCGUAGCUGCUAAUGCAUUAAUAAUCAUCCUUUUUUUCAUCCCUCCCCACCGUCGAGCUGUGUUCCAAGAUGGAAUUUUAAGGUCACGGCAUCAUUGUGGCAGAUACUGAAGGAGCUAAA
Lepisosteus oculatus (spotted gar) is the source of this 821-nucleotide messenger RNA. The record is from RefSeq and is a predicted model, not a curated record. NCBI's taxonomy places the organism in Eukaryota, Metazoa, Chordata, Actinopteri, Semionotiformes, Lepisosteidae.